Messenger RNA from Abrus precatorius (Indian licorice), 1479 nucleotides. Its product is annotated as caffeic acid 3-O-methyltransferase 1-like. The coding region runs from base 80 to 1141 and encodes 353 amino acids. The transcript has 4 exons. NCBI's taxonomy places the organism in Eukaryota, Viridiplantae, Streptophyta, Magnoliopsida, Fabales, Fabaceae. The record is from RefSeq and is a predicted model, not a curated record. Gene Ontology annotation, molecular function: S-adenosylmethionine-dependent methyltransferase activity; O-methyltransferase activity. Gene Ontology annotation, biological process: methylation.
AAUUAGGGGUGAGGGUGUUUGCACUCUGCACACCGUUCAUACUUGAAACCUCCAUAGUAACCAAAUUGAACUGAGGAAGAUGGAGCGUGAGGCCACCGACUCACGAAAGCAAGCGAGGUUGGCCAUUCUCGAAUUGGCCAACAUGAUAAGCGUUCCCAUGUCCCUAAACGCCGUCGUUCGCCUCAACGUCGCCGACGCCAUCUGGCAAGGUGGCUCCAACACCCCCCUCUCCGCCGCCCAGAUCCUCGCUCGUGUUCUCCCCGCCGGCGGCGACGCCGAGAACCUCCAGCGCGUGCUCCGCAUGCUUUCCAGCUAUGGCGUCUUCGAGGAGCACGUCGCCGGCGGCGAACGGAAGUACUCUCUCACCGAGGUUGGCAAAACGCUCGUCACCGAUGAGCAAGGCCUGUCCUACGCGCCUUACGUGCUCCAACACCACCAGGAUGCGUUGGUGCGAGCGUGGCCAUUGGUACACGAGGCAGUGGUGGACCCCACAAAAGAGCCCUUUGAGAGGGCCAACGGAGAGGCAGCGUAUGGGUACUACCUGAAGCAACCAGAGAUGAACGAGCUUAUGCUUAAGGCCAUGUCAGGGGUGUCAGUGCCCUUCAUGAGGGCCAUGUUAGAGGGCUACCACGGCUUCAAUGGCGUGCAUAAGCUCGUCGACGUCGGUGGUAGUGGCGGCGACUGCCUCCGUAUGAUCCUCCAGAAAUACCCCUCCAUUAAGGAAGGGAUCAACUUUGAUCUCCCAGAAGUAGUUGCCAAAGCACCACAAAUUCCGGGGGUAACCCAUGUGGGUGGUGACAUGUUCAAUUAUAUUCCCCAAGCCGAUGCAAUCUUCAUGAAGUGGGUGCUUACAACAUGGACAGAUGAGGAAUGCAAGCAUAUAAUGCAGAACUGUCACAAGGCACUCCCAAAAGGAGGCAAGUUAAUUGCUUGUGAGCCAGUGCUGCCAGAGCAUUCAGAUGAAAGUCACAGAACCAGGGCAUUGCUUCAAGGUGACAUAUUUGUGAUGACAAUCUACAGAGCCAAAGGAAAACACAGAACUGAAGAACAGUUCAGGCAACUAGCCAUUUCUGCAGGUUUCCCUCAUUUCAGAGCCUUCCAUGUUGAUCAUUUCUACACUGUCCUUGAGUUUCAGAAAUGAAUGCAAUUGCUUUGCUAUGUUUCCAUGGUUUUUUUUUUAAGGCAGAAUUAUGUGGUUAGUGUUAUUGUGAUAUUGUUUUUGUCUACGGAAACCAUGAUGUUGGAACAAAAUUGUCAGGAGCAGUGGGACACUUUUUUUAGAUAUUAAUAAUUGUUGCUUAGAAAUUCGCCUGAGAUAGCAGACAGAAUAGUACAGCACCCACUUAGGUCCUAUUAUGUCUCUCAAAUAAGAUAAUCUUACCUUUGCAAAAUAAACAUAGAAAAGCAAGAGUUGUACCAAGAUAUAGAAUUCAUGUCCAUACAUAAUAAUAAUAAUAAUAAUAAUAAUAAUCAACCUUU